AUGGGAUCUAGUGCGGGAGGGAACAUCGCGUAUCAAGCAGGUUUACGUUGUGCUGCAACCGUUGAUGAGUUUGAUUUUGACGAACUAAAGAUCAAAGGGUUGAUAUUGCACCAACCAUUUUUUGGUGGGUCCCAAAGGACAAAUUUGGAAUUGAGACUCGAAAAUGAUCGUGCAUUGCCUCUUAAGGCGAAUGAUCUAAUGUGGGAGUUUGCAUUGCCUGAGGGUGUAGGUAGGGACCAUAAGUUUUGUAAUCCGAUGGUUAUGGAUGAAGGAGAUGAUGAGUGUUUUAAUGAAAUCAAACGGUUGAGAUGGAAAAUUCUUUUGACAGGUUGUUAUGGAGAUCCCUUGAUUGAUCGUCGGGCUGAGUUUGUGAUGAUGUUGAGAAGCAAAGGGGUUGAUGUUGUGGAAUACUUUGGGGAAGGUUUUCAUGGGAUGGAACUAUUGGAGCCAAGCAAAGAUGGACCACUAUUUGAACAAAUAGGAUAUUUCAUCAAUCAAUGUUGA
This is a messenger RNA of Medicago truncatula (barrel medic), 504 nucleotides long. Its product is annotated as carboxylesterase 1. Gene Ontology annotation, molecular function: hydrolase activity. Bases 1 to 504 code for a protein of 167 amino acids. The record is from RefSeq and is a predicted model, not a curated record. The transcript has a single exon. NCBI's taxonomy places the organism in Eukaryota, Viridiplantae, Streptophyta, Magnoliopsida, Fabales, Fabaceae.